AUGGCCCCUAUCAGCAGCGUCCCAGAACAAGUCAAGCCAUGGCCACUGGCCAAAGCGGCAGCCCAGGGUAUCAUUGACCCUCAUCAACAGUACUGGUACCUGACAGUCGGGCAUGCUUUAGCUGAGUUCCUGGCCAAGGCUGGUUACACCUAUGAAGACCAAGUCAACAUGCUUCAUCACUUCGCCAAAAUGGUUAUACCAUACCUAGGAGUCUCACCUAUCUCCGGGCUACCGCGCUGGAAUAGUUUUAUGACGGACAACCAUACCCCCAUCGAACUAAGCUGGGACUUUCAUACAGGAAUAGAACAGCCCACAAUUCGCUAUUCCAUCGAGCCUAUUGGGCUUUAUGCCGGCACACCAGCAGACCCAAAUAACGACAGAGCUUCGGCAGACUUCAAGCAAAGCUUAAUCCAGGCAUUUCCAAACACCGACACCAUCUUAUUCGACCACUUUCAGUCUGCCUUCCCAAACAGAAGAUAUGCCAAGAGUGUACCAGAAGAUCACCCGUCAACAAUGUUCUGGGCCUUUGACCUGAAAAGGGGGGACAUCAUAAACAAAGUCUACUUCUUCCCUGGCGCAGUGGCAUACACAUCCAACCAGUCUGAGUUGGCGGUUAUCUCAGAUGCCAUCAAGUCGGCCCCUGGGUGGAGAUCGGAAAAUCUCGGCUCUUUCGACACCUUUGUCGACUACGUGGAUACGCACUCAGACUUGGGGUUCGAAAUAGACAUGGUGGCGCUGGACCUGGUUCCCGGCGCAAGUUCCAGACUCAAGAUCUACUUUCGAGACAGAAGGACUGACUUCCAAGCAGUCCAAGAGACGAUGUCCUUGGGAGGACGGUUGCCUUGCCCUAGCCCAGACUUUGAGGAGGGCAUGCAAAAGUUAAGGCGAUUGUGGAAUGCCCUGCUUGGCACAGCUAAUGUCGCUGAUGGCACCCCUCUCCCGUAUAAUGGCCAUAGAACCGCUGGUAUUCUGUAUAAUGUGGAAUUUCGUCGACAUAACGAGAUACCCAAGGUCAAGGUCUAUAUCCCUUGGUUUUGA
Molecule: messenger RNA, 1038 nt
Organism: Fusarium keratoplasticum
Lineage: Eukaryota; Fungi; Ascomycota; Sordariomycetes; Hypocreales; Nectriaceae
Exons: 2
Coding region: 1-1038 (345 amino acids)
Biological process (GO): alkaloid metabolic process
Molecular function (GO): transferase activity, transferring alkyl or aryl (other than methyl) groups
Source: RefSeq, a predicted model, not a curated record